AUGUCUGUCCCCUAUCUCAUCAAUAGCGCCGGCGGGCACAUUUCUGCCUCGGAGAGAAUCCCAGUUAUCGCCAGACCUUUCGUGAGCGAGCGAGCGAAGAAGACACUGGACCUGGUUGAGAGAUUCGUCGAGGAAGAAUGCAUCCCUGCCGACGCCGUCUUCGCCCAACAGAUCAACCAACACGGCAGGGACCCGGUCUCCCGCUUCGACGCCCAUCCCCAGAUCAUUGAAGACCUCAAGGCCAAAGCUCGCAAACUGGGUCUAUGGAACAUGUUCCUGCCCAAGAACCACUUUAAGGAAGGUGCCGGAUUCUCCAACCUUGAAUACGGCUUGAUGGCCGAGUACCUGGGUAAAUCCAGCACCGCCAGCGAAGCUACCAACUGUGCGGCUCCCGACACGGGCAACAUGGAAGUAUUCGCCAAGUACGGGACCGAGGAGCAGAAGCAGAAAUGGCUUGGGCCGUUGUUGAACGGAGAGAUCCGGUCGGCGUUUUUGAUGACAGAGCCGCAAGUGGCGAGCAGUGAUGCGACGAACAUCGAGUUGAACAUGAGGAGGGAUGGGGAUUACUACGUGCUCAACGGCCAGAAAUGGUGGUCCAGCGGGGCCGGCGACCGCCGAUGCAAGAUCUACAUCGUCAUGGGCAAAUCCGACCCCAACAACCCGAACCCCUACAGACAACAAUCAGUCAUUCUCGUGCCCGCUGACACCCCUGGCCUUACCAUUGAGCGCAUGCUGUCGGUGAUUGGCUUCGACGAUGCUCCUCACGGACAUGGCCAUAUCACCUUCAACAAUGUCCGUGUGCACAAGAGCAACAUGAUCUUGGGCGAGGGACGAGGCUUCGAGGUCGUCCAGGGCCGUCUCGGACCCGGCAGAAUUCACCACGCCAUGAGAUCUGUCGGUGCUGCCGAGAGAGCCCUCGAGUACUUCCUGGCGCGCAUGAACGACCCGGCCAAGAAGCCGUUCGGCAAACUGCUCGCGGAGCACGGCAUCAUGCUGGAGCGGGUGGCGCGCUCACGGAUCGAAAUCGACGCCGCGCGCCUCGCGGUGCUCAACGCGGCCAUCAAAAUCGACCAGUCCAACGCCAAGGACGCCCUUAAAGAGAUCGCCGAGGUGAAAGUGCAGGUGCCCAACAUGCUCCUCGACGUGCUCGAUCGCGCCAUCCAGGCGUACGGCGGCGCCGGCGUGUCCCAGGACACACCCCUCGCAAACAUGUGGGCCAGCGGGCGCACGAUGCGCAUCGUCGACGGGCCCGACGAGGUGCACAUCCUCCAGCUGGGGCGGAACGAGAACAAGCGCGGCCCCGCGCUGUUGAAGCGCAUCGAGGCACAGAAGAAGAAGACCGAAGAGCUGUUCAGGCAGUAUGGCCUCGAGGCGAAGGAUCCCUUGGCCCUGAAGCGCGUCAGUGGAGGCCAGUCGAAGUUGUAG
Molecule: messenger RNA, 1425 nt
Organism: Cladophialophora psammophila CBS 110553
Lineage: Eukaryota; Fungi; Ascomycota; Eurotiomycetes; Chaetothyriales; Herpotrichiellaceae
Product: acyl-CoA dehydrogenase
Exons: 4
Coding region: 1-1425 (474 amino acids)
Molecular function (GO): oxidoreductase activity, acting on the CH-CH group of donors; flavin adenine dinucleotide binding
Source: RefSeq, a predicted model, not a curated record